This is a messenger RNA of Chironomus riparius, 5677 nucleotides long. Lineage: Eukaryota; Metazoa; Arthropoda; Insecta; Diptera; Chironomidae. The record is from the annotation of a GenBank genome assembly.
CGGAACAGCUAACAUACUCUAAAAAUUGGCUAUAAAUUCAGAAAUUUAAAUGUUGUAUAUUUCAUCAUAAUAUGUAAAAAUAAGCAUAACGUGUUAUAUUAAAAACCAACUCUAUAUAAGGCAAUGUCUACUUUUAAAGAUAUUCAUUUUACAUUGUGAUUACAAGUCAUUACUCAAUGACUUCUGUUUUAAACAGUUUGAAAUUAAGUAAUGUGAUUUUUACAUUUUUGCGUCUGUGAUUUUUAAUAUUUUGAAUUAAGAUUAUCCAAAAACUAAAUCAUCUAGACUUUAUGUAUAUAAUAUAUCAAAACACAAUGGACGCGACUCUCGAAAAACCUCAGAAUCAAUGGAACACAUUCAAUUUAACAGAAUCAGCAGAUUUAUUUAAAUUAUUAAAAGAAUUAAAUGCAAUGAAUCAUCAAAGUUCAUCGGGAAAUAUUUUGAAGCUUAAAUUUAUUGUUGGCACCAAUUUUGAAGAAUUAGGGCUUAAGUAUUUAAAGACAUUGGAACAGAAAUUUAAAUUCAAAUCAAUUGUGAUAUUAAUAGCUGCUAAUGAUGGAAAGGAGUUUCACAUUUAUUGGAAAUCAAAAGAUAUUGAUAAAUUUUUAAUUUUGAAAAGUUUUAAUCAAAAUGAUCAAAUUCUUUAUGAAUAUGUUGCUGAAUUUUUGUCUAAAUCACUAAAUGAUGGACAUUUAGGAACUCACAUAAACUUUGACAUAAUAAGCAAUAAUUACGAACCAGAACUUCAUCAUAUUAUGGAUUCUCGAAACUACAACUUACUCUUUGUUGCAUCUGAAGCAGGACAUGCUAAAUCAAUUGAUGCUUUGCUUAAAUAUGGUCUUCAAUCUCAAAUGCCUGAAAAGAAACUAACCGCACAGAGCUUAGCAUUAAACGGAGGCUUUUCUGAUGUGCUUUUAAAGCAACUUCAAGGAAAUCUUCCAUUCCCACCAUUUAUCGAGAUUGAGAAUUGUUCUGAAGAUCUCAAAAGAUUCAUCAACAUGUGUGAGGAAGUUCACAGCAUAAUCAAAUCCAAAAAUUUAAUUAAAUUGAAUGAAAUUUUAUCACAAAAUCCCAACAUUCGGUACUUUUACAAUCAACAAAAUGAAUCAGCUUUAAAAUCUGCAGUCACUAGCCGAGCUUUUAGAAUUUAUAAAUUUUUAAUUGAAAGAAAUUACAACUUUGCACCACACGAAGAUAUUGAUGAGAUUCUUAAGCCUUUAAAUCUCACUGAUAAGGAAGAUUUAAACAAAAUUCACAUUCAAUGCUGUAAAGACCUUCCAGAAAAGCAUAUUAAUAUUCUCAUACACAAUACUACUGUCACACAUGAUGACAAAAAUGAGAAUGAAAGAUUGGAGCUAGUAAGAAAAGCUUACAGGACAUUAAACAAAGACCCACGAUUAAGAAUCAUUCUGCAAAUUGUCGCAGCUGUCAAAUUAUUUCACAUUGUCUUUGACUUCUGUCGUGAUUCAACGUUCGGAAUUGAUCCAACCACAAACACGAGCACAACUGGAAUCUUUUACUACUCUGGCAGAAUUCUGAUAGCUGCUAAGCAACUUCUUAAUCCAAAGACUGAGAAUGAAACGUAUGGUGCUCUUGCCCAUGAACUUUGUCAUUUUGCAGUACAUGAAGUAUUUGAGAAUAAAGCAAAUCCAUGCAGGAAAUUAGAUUAUGAAGCUAAGAUGAAGUUUAAGAAAAUUUUGGAUGUUUGUAAACAAAACAAGGACAAAGAUAAAAUCAUCAACAAUGUUUUUAUGAGUUAUGGAAUUAAUGCUCAACCAUCGGAACUGGUAGUUCGACCAGCUCAUUUGAUUGCUUUGUAUCAUGAUCAACCUUUGGUACUUCAACAAAAAGUCAAGCUAUAUCCAGAGCUUUUUGAAUUCUAUGAGGAAGUUAUUAUUCCUGAGAUGAAGACUGCACUGCCAAAAAUUGACGCUAAGAUAGCUUACUUGCCUGCAUAUACCUUUAGUGUUCUAUCAGACCAGAAGCAAAGUGAGGUUAAGAAUGCGAUUGUUGUUUUUAAGAAUGUAAAGGUUAAGUUAGGCCAGCUUUUUCACGCCAAUUCUAGUGUUUUUGAAAAAUUAACCUCAAAUCAUAUUUCUCAGUUACUAAGCAAGAAAAUCCCUAACUUUAAUGAUCCUCAGCUACGGUAUCUAGAAUAUCAAAUCAAUUUCAAAUGGCAAAGUUUAGCUGACAAUUUGAAAGAUAAAAUUUUUAAUUCCAAACUCAAUUUUCAAGGUCAAGUCAUGAAAUUCAAAGAUUUGUAUAGAUUAUAUCCUUUAACUUUCCAUGCUCUGACUCACAAUCAAAUCAUCAGCAUAUUAAGUGAUGAUCAAAUCAAAAUUGGCGACGAAGUUAAAUCAGACAUUGACUUUUAUAUUGAACGUAAAUUCAUUCCUGAAGAUUCCAAGUUAAUUGAUUUCGAGUAUCAAUAUGGCAGUAAGUAUGUAGACAAUUAUGAGACUCGCGAGCAGCAUAAGAAGCAAAGGAAAGAAAAUAAAACUUUAGAGACAUUUUAUCGCGAAUUUAUAAAGGAGGAAAAUUCGAAUAUUUUGGACGAAGCUAAGGAAAAUUCACACUUUAAGACUUGCUACUUUGAUUUAUGUCAAAAAGGUUAUAGCUUUAUGCAUAAGAGCUCAACUGAGCUCAUCAAUCAAGCUAAAAAUGAUAAGAUUUUGAUUUUAUCAUCAGAAGCAGGUGCUGGCAAGACUGUAACCUUUGAACAGCUUGCAAUUAAGAAUAAAAAAGUCAGUCCAACUCAGUGGGUAUCCUACAUUGACCUCAAUAGCUACACAGAUCUAUAUAAAGUGGAGGGGAGUUCUAUAAAUGUUCAGGUACUUCUAGAAAAAAUCCUUAGUCGAGACUCGACAAAAAACUCUUUCGAAGUUGAAAUAUUCAGAGAAUCUUACAAGUCAGGAAAUUUAGUCUUAGUCUGGAAUGGAUUCGAUGAAAUUUCCCCAACUUAUAAUAACUUUAUCAUAAAUAUAAUUAAAUAUAUCCGCAAUAACACCUCAAAUAUCCAAUUCGUAUGCACAAGACCACUUUAUUCUGCUCAAUUAAGCAAAGCUUUUAAAGUCAGAGCUUGGCAGUUGCUUCCAUUUGAUGAGGAAAAGAAACAAGAAUUUUUGAAGGAAUAUUUUGCAUUCCAAAAGGUUCCAGCUGAUAAAAUUGAGACAUACUUAGAGAAUUUCGACAAAAUUGUGAGGAAAUUGAAUUACGAAAAGCUUUCGUUUGCUUAUGACUUUAAUUCUCCUUUAAUGCUGAAGCUUCUAGCUGCGAUCCAUAAAAAUGAAAAAUUAUUCGAAAAUUCUCACAUUUAUGGAAUUUUUGAUGAUUUUAUAGACGCCAAGAUACGACUCUGGCUUGAAAAAGACAAAAAUAAUUAUGAACAUGCUUCUAAGCUACUUUACAAAUGUUCUUUAAGACCAUUCUUUCAAAAAUAUGCUCUGCUUAAUGAACUUCAAAUAUUCUCAUCCACAACUUUAGUCCUUAAAUUAAGAAAACUGCAAAUAAUGCAGAAAGAUUUUUCCAAAGAUGUUCCAAUCGAGGUAAUUUGUCGCAUGGGAAUUUUGUAUAUUAAUGGCAAGAAUGAGUUCCAAUUUACCCACAAAACAUUGUCUGAAUUUUUCGUUGCUCAAUAUUUUAUUGAGAAUAUCUAUAAUGUUGAUUAUGUGAGCAGUGAUGAAGCUGAAUUGAGGCUCGAGUUGUUCUACCAUUUGACUCACACUUAUGGGAAUCUGCAGCAAAUAAUUACUGACUUUAUGCGCUCAUUCCUUCAAAUAGAAAGCCUCAAUGUGAACAAAAGUUUCAAUUUGACAAUUUCAAGUCUUUUGAAAUCGAAAUUCAAUAACUUUUUCAUUCGCAUGCUCGACACGAACCAUCCUCAGGUCUUUGAGUUUCUAAUUGAAUUUUUUAAAAAGGAUCACGACCUUUUGAUUGAUUUAUUGCAUGUCCAUAAGGAUGAGACAUUCUAUACAGCGAUUUUCAAUCCAAAUUAUUUUGCACUAUCCACAAAUCCUGAAAAAAUAAGCCUCAUUGCUCGAAAGCAUUUAAAUAGCAAUGAAUUUGAGAAAUUUAUAAAUGGAAGGAAUCAAAAAGGGAAGAUUCUUUUUGGGAUGCACUUCUUUAAACUCAUUGGGAUUACAAAGUCACAUGAUUCUCUUAAUUUUGAGGUUAUGUCACUUAAAGAUGCUUCUUAUUGGAAGUUCUUCAAAAAAUAUUGUGGACCUGAAAAUCAAGGUUUAUUCAAGAAGUUAAUGGGCAAGACAAAAGGUAAGAAGUUGAAAGAUAAUGAACAGCAUCAAGUUCUUAUGACUGCUUUGAGUCCAAAAAUUUAUUUAUUUUAUAACAAAAUGUUCAGAAGUUCUGAUUUUGAUGAGUAUAAAAAGUUAUGGGAAAAUUAUGAAAAUUUAAUUCCGUUAGAUCAAAUGCAGAAUUUUCUUGGGGACAUCCUGGUUCAUUAUUUUGAGAUUUGUGGAUAUGAAGUCAAUGGACAUGAAAACUUCUUAUCCUUGCUAUUAGAAAAAGUUGAAAAAUUCUUGACAAAUUCUGAAAUCUAUGAAAUGUUCUUGACAAAAAGCAUCCUGCAUGGAGCUCAUUGGGAUCAUAUAUGCUUUACAAAACUGUGGGAUUUCCUUAAAAGUCACACAAACAAGUAUGAAAGGAAGAUGAUUUUGAGUAAAAAUGAAGUUGGAGAAAGACAUUUCUAUUUUUAUACAUCAAGGGACGAUAUGAAGGAUAAAUAUUCGAAUAAUCAAUAUUCAUAUAGCUACUAUGACUUCACACCAUUCAAGUUAUUCCACAAGUCAAUUAUCACCAAUUUUGAGCUUAUCAAAGAAAUUUAUGAAAAUCAUUUUACCAAAAUUGAAACUCAAAAUAUGAUUUUAAAAUCAAAUGAAUUUCUUUACUAUGCCAUAAGGACUGCAAAUAAAAGACCUUGUGAGAAACUAGUUGCAUACCUCCAAAAUCUGUUUGUAGGAAAUGAAAAUGCUUUGAAAGAAUUCUUAAAUCGGAAAGUUUAUCCAACAGACUUGUCAAUUUAUGAAUUUAUUGAAGUGUUUAGAGGACUUCCUCAUUCUCAAGCAAAAUGGUUUGAUAAUCUAGCUGCUUUUGAUAAUAUUAAUAUUGAAUGAAAAAAUCUUAAAAAUCGUUAAUCUAUAAAAAUUGUAAAAAUGUAUCAAAUUUAAGGGACACUCAGUCAGGAUUGAUCUCAACAAUUAUAAUUAUAUUGUAUAAAUAUCUGAAUUAUUAAAAAAAAAUUGUAUUUUAAGGGGUCGUUCACUUAUGACGUCCGAAACUCACAGUCAUUUUUCAAAAUUUCAAUUUCUUGCUGAACUUCCUCCCUCCUUGGACGUUAUAAGUGAACGGUCCCUGCUGUGUUUAAAGAUUUUAUGCAUGAAAGUUAUAUUUACCUUGUAAUUUUCAAAAAAAUGUUAACUUUUCAGGUCCUCAAAGUCCUUUCAAAACUUAUUCAUGAUUAGUGUAUGUUUAGUGACUAUAUGCUCUACAAGGGCAACUUGGGAACCCUUUAAAUUUUAUAAAAAAUCCAGCAAUCGAUUAUUCUUUGAAUACAAACUAACCUAUUGCCAUUAGAUAAUAGCUAUUAAUAGUCCUACCAAUUGUUCUCACAAUCAUCCUAAAUGCAUAAAUUGAAUAAAUAAAUUUCCUAUCCAACUCUUCC